AAACUCCCAAGAGGUGCACCGCGCCACAGGCCCUUGGGUCCGCUCACCCGCGACAUGGCGGUGCUCGGCGUGCAGCUGGUGGUGACCCUGCUCACUGCCACCCUAAUGCACCGGCUGGCUCCACACUGCUCCUUCGCACGCUGGCUGCUCUGCAAUGGCAGUCUCUUCCGGUACAAGCACCCAUCCGAGGAGGAGCUCAGGGCCCUGGCAGGCAAGCAGAAGCCCAGAGGCAGGAGGGAGCGGUGGGCCAAUGGCUUCAGUGAGGAGAGGCCUUUGUCGGUGCCCCGAGAUGCCCCUUUCCAGCUGGAGACCUGCCCCCUCACAGCUGUGGAUGCCCUUGUCCUGCGCUUCUUCUUGGAGUACCAGUGGUUCCUGGACUUCGCCGUGUACUCGGGUGGCGUGUACCUCUUCACGGAGGCCUACUACUCUGUGCUGGGCCCGGCCAAGGAGGCCAAUAUUGCCGUGUUCUGGUGUCUGCUCACCGUCGCCUUCUCCAUCAAGGUGUUCCUGAUGGUGACCCGGCUGUACUUCAGCGCCGAAGAGGGGGGUGAGCGCUCCGUGUGUCUCACCUUCGCCUUCCUCUUCCUACUGCUGGCUAUGCUGGUGCAGGUGGUGCGGGAAGACACCCUCGAGCUGGGCCUUGAGCCAGGCAUGGCCAGCAUGACCCAGAACUUGGAGCCGCUCCUGAAGUCGCAGGGCUGGGACUGGGCGCUCCCUCUGGUCAAGCUGGCCAUUCGCAUAGGUCUGGCGUUCAUGGGCUCCAUACUGGGCGCCUUCCUCACCUUCCCAGGCCUGCGGCUGGCUCAGACCCACCGGGAUGCCCUGACCAUGUCAGAAGACCGGCCCCUGCUGCAGCUGCUCCUGCACAUGAGCUUCCUGUCCCCCCUGUUCAUCCUGUGGCUCUGGACCAAACCCAUUGCACGGGACCUCCUGCACCAGAUGCCCAUUAGGGGGGCACCUGUCUCCCUGCUGUCUGACUCUGCCUUCGAUUCGAUUCGCCUCUGGGUGCUAGUGGCAUUGUGUCUACUGCGAUUGGCAGUGACCAGGCCACACUUGCAGGCCUACCUGUGCCUGGCCAAGUCCCGGGUGGAGCAGCUGCGGCGUGAGGCUGGCCGUAUCGAAGCCAGGGAGAUCCAGCGGAGGGUGGUGCGGGUCUACUGCUACGUGACGGUGGUGAGCCUGCAGUACCUGACGCCCCUCAUCCUCACGCUCAACUGCACGCUGCUGCUCAAGACUCUAGGCGGCUACUCUUGGGGUCUAGGCUCAGUAUCCUUAACGUCCCCCACUCCAUCCUCAGCAAGCGAUGUUCCAGUGGGUCCUGGGGAAGACGAGGCCCAGCAGAUAGCCGCCCGUAUCGCCGGCGCCCUCUGCAGCUUGCUCACACCUGUCUUCCUGCGUGGUGUCUUUGCCUUCCUGGUCUGGUGGACUGCCGCCUGCCAGCUGCUCUGCAGCCUCUUUGGCCUGUACUUCCACCAGCACCUGGCUGGCUCCUAGCUGCUUGCUUUCCUGGCCCCUCCCCGUGUGCCUCCGUGUCCCCAUUGCAGGGGACUCUGGGCUUGUCCAGCGAGCUGUUCCUUUCACCACAGUGCCUGAGCCAUGGCCCCUUGGAAUUUGAGAAUCUGCUUUGAAACUACUCUCCUGGGCCCUGGACACAGUAGCAGGGAUUCUUAGGGUGCUGUGCCCAGUUUGUGGGGGUGGGGGUACUUCUCUGAACAAAUAAAAAGGAACAGGUUGCUUUUUUAUACACUGGGUUGGACUGUUUUGCAUGGUGGUUCCUGUAGGUCCCUGUGGCUCAGGCCACUGGGGACAAAAUGGGAACUUGGGGGACAGGCUUCGCUGUGGAGGUCAGCAAAGUCCUGGGAAUCAGAAGUGGAGCAGGAGGAAUGGGGAUAGAAGAAAUGCAGCAAUGUGAAAGGAAAAGAUGAAA
Molecule: messenger RNA, 1927 nt
Organism: Condylura cristata (star-nosed mole)
Lineage: Eukaryota; Metazoa; Chordata; Mammalia; Eulipotyphla; Talpidae
Gene: TMEM161A
Product: transmembrane protein 161A
Exons: 12
Coding region: 55-1494 (479 amino acids)
Source: RefSeq, a predicted model, not a curated record